AAUGUGAUUGAGUUUUGGUUAUCUCAUUUUUCUGAAGGACUGAAGUGAGUACAUUGGAUGGCAGGGAUGCAGGGCUCUGAAGUAACACCAAGCACUCUCUCAGGUGAUUGGGAUGGCUGUUUUUUGCUGACAUUUUUUUUAUCUAAAUGAUUGUUAUCCCCACCCCCCAACUAGAUUGAUGGUGCGCAGAGUAUGGGGAGAGUUCACCAGCCUCUAAAGCCUGGGGUGCAGGUCAUCUGGCUUACCUGGCUAUAUCUCACUUAAUCAUUACCUUACCACUUCAGGGUCGUUGGAUGUUGGUGCAUCUCAGUGCUUCCUGUUCUCUGGCUGUGGUGCAUAGACGUUUAGUCUCUAGUGGGCUGCAAAAUUUGAUUACAUACAAGGCUGUUGGGUCCUUGGAUCCCAGAGCUGACUUAUCCAGCCAGAGGGGAAAGAUUUUCAAAUUAAGGAAUGAAACUCACCACCUCUUUGUAGGGCUAUAUCCAGGGACUACCUAUUCGUUCACCAUCAAAGCCAGCACUGUGAAAGGUUUUGGACCUCCCAUCACAACACGGAUUGCCACUAAAAUUUCAGCACCAUCUAUGCCUGAAUAUGACACGGAUUCCCCCUUGAAUGAAACUGACACUACCAUCACAGUCAUGUUGAAGCCUGCACAGUCCCGUGGCGCACCUGUCAGUGUCUAUCAACUUGUUGUCAAGGAAGAGAGGUUGCAGAAAGCACGGAGGGCUGCAGACAUCAUUGAGUGCUUCUCUGUCCCGGUGAGCUACAAGAAUGCUUCCAGCUUUGACUCACCCCAUUACUUUGCGGCCGAGCUGAAGCCCAUCAACCUUCUCGUCACGCAGCCCUUUACAGUGGGCGACAACAAGACCUACAAUGGCUAUUGGAAUGCUCCUCUCUCACCACUGAAAAGCUACAGCAUCUACUUCCAGGCUCUCAGCAAAGCAAAUGGAGAGACCAAAAUAAAUUGUAUCCGACUGGCAACAAAAGGAGCUUCCACCCAGAAUUCCAAUGCAGUAGAGCCCGAAAAGCAGGCUGACAACACAGUGAAAAUGGCUGGGGUUAUAGCUGGCCUUCUGAUGUUUGUUAUUAUCCUCUUAGGAGUAAUGCUCACCAUCAAAAGGAGAAGAAAUGCUUAUUCCUACUCCUAUUACUUGAAACUAGCAAAGAAGCAGAAGGAGACUCAAAGCAGCACCCAGAGGGAGAUGGGUCCCGUUGUUGCUUCAGACAAGAACACCACCAAACUCAGUGCAGUUCACAAUGAAGAAGCUUUUUCUUCCAGCUGUCAAGAUGUUAAUGGAUUCACAUCAUCCUCUCCUUGUUCAUUUUCUGCCCAAAGCAAAACCCUUCAGAGCAAAACUUUGUUGAAUUCCUACUACUCAGUAUCAUCAGACACUGUUCCAUCGACCACGCUGCUAGGUAAGAAGACAGAGAGUAGCCAUGGGGAGAUGACCCAGCCAACAUUAACCAUCCAGACCCAUCCAUACCGGAGCUGUGAGCCAGUGGAAAUGUCCUAUCCCAGGGGACAAUUCCAGCCAGCCAUCCGAGUGGCCGACUUGCUGCAGCACAUCACCCAGAUGAAACGAGGACAGGGCUAUGGAUUUAAAGAAGAGUAUGAGUCUGUCUUUUACAGUUUGUCUUCACCCGCAUUACCCCCCUUCUCUCGACCAUCUGGCUCUAACGAUGACCUUCACACAUUAUCUCGAUCACACAGUCUUUCACAAAAUUCUUCAAAGGCUCUUCCUGAGGGGCAGACGGCAUCUUGGGAUACAGCCAAAGAAGAUGAAAACCGCAAUAAGAAUAGAUAUGGGAACAUUAUCUCCUAUGAUCAUUCGAGAGUGAGACUGCAGCUGUUGGAUGGAGACCCACACUCUGACUAUAUAAACGCCAACUACAUAGAUGGAUACCACCGGCCUCGACACUACAUUGCAACUCAAGGUCCCAUGCAGGAGACAGUUAAGGAUUUCUGGAGAAUGAUUUGGCAGGAGAAUUCUGCAAGUGUUGUCAUGGUCACCAACCUGGUAGAAGUUGGCAGGGUGAAAUGUGUUAGAUACUGGCCAGAUGACACAGAAGUCUAUGGAGAUAUUAAAGUCACUUUAAUUGAGACAGAGCCAUUGGCAGAGUAUGUCAUACGCACAUUUACUGUGCAAAAGAAAGGCUACCAUGAGAUCCGAGAGAUUCGGCAGUUCCACUUCACCAGCUGGCCAGACCACGGGGUUCCUUGCUAUGCCACAGGUCUCUUGGGCUUUGUUCGGCAGGUGAAGUUCCUCAAUCCGCCUGAGGCGGGGCCUAUAGUUGUGCACUGCAGCGCUGGUGCCGGAAGGACAGGAUGCUUUAUUGCCAUUGACAUCAUGCUUGACAUGGCAGAGAAUGAAGGUGUCGUAGACAUAUUUAACUGUGUGCGAGAGCUGAGAUCCCAGCGGGUCAAUUUGGUACAGACAGAGGAGCAGUACAUCUUUGUCCAUGAUGCUAUUCUAGAGGCAUGUCUCUGUGGCAACACAGCAAUUCCAGUUUGUGAAUUCAGAUCCAUAUAUUACAACAUCAGCAGACUGGAUCCUCAGACAAAUUCCAGCCAGAUAAAAGAUGAAUUUCAGACUCUCAACAUUGUGACGCCACAUGUUCGGCCAGAAGACUGCAGCAUCGGCCUCUUGCCAAGAAACCAUGACAAGAACCGCUGCAUGGAUGUGCUGCCCUUGGACCGGUGCCUCCCUUUCCUUAUCUCUGUGGAUGGUGAAUCGAGCAACUACAUCAAUGCUGCACUCAUGGAUAGCCACAAGCAACCUGCUGCCUUUAUUGUUACCCAGCACCCUUUACCCAACACUGUACCAGAUUUCUGGAGGCUCGUGUUUGAUUACAACUGCUCCUCCAUAGUGAUGUUGAAUGAAAUGGAUGCUGCACAGCUCUGCAUGCAGUACUGGCCAGAGAAAACAUCCUGUUGUUAUGGCCCAAUCCAGGUGGAGUUUAUUUCAGCAGACAUUGAUGAAGAUAUCAUCAACAGGAUAUUCCGUAUCUGCAACAUGGCCAGGCCCCAGGACGGAUACCAUAUAGUGCAGCAUUUGCAGUAUAUUGGCUGGCCAGCAUACCGGGACACCCCUCCAUCCAAACGCUCUCUCUUGAAGGUGGUUAGACGACUAGAGAAAUGGCAAGAGCAGUACGAGGGGAGAGAUGGACGCACUGUUGUCCACUGCCUGAAUGGCGGUGGACGCAGCGGCACCUUCUGUGCCAUCUGCAGCGUGUGUGAAAUGAUUCAGCAGCAAAAUAUCAUUGACGUGUUUCACAUAGUGAAGACGUUACGGAAUAACAAAUCCAAUAUGGUGGAGUCUCUGGAACAAUAUAAAUUUGUAUAUGAGGUUGCACUGGAAUACUUAAGUUCAUUUUAGCCUGGCAGAAUGAGUGGCCUAUUGGAUUCCAGAUUCCCAAGUCUGAAGGACAUUUUUCCCUGCACUAAAAGGCUGUAAUGGGUGUGGGGAGGUCCAGGCCAUCCACACUGGAGCAAGAAACAGACUCUACUGACCUCAAUGUGAUUGGGAGAAUGAAGCAAUCCCUGUGUUUGCUGCUGCCUGCUUUCUAUUGGAGCAUCUACUGCUUUUUAAAUAACCUAAUGUACAAAUUGGCAAAGCAGGAGAUGGGCUGGAAGACUGCUUUCUAAUCCCCUCCAACCUCUUCUCUACCAUUUUGGAUGUGUAUUUUUGCUCUCCUUGAUACAAAGGAAAAAAUACUGGAAUAGUCUGUAUUUUAAACAACCUUCUGUUCUCAAAUCCCAUCCUUUAAUUUUUUAAUUUCAUGCAUCAGCCAUUUGGAAAAAUUAGAAAACCACAGGGAACAAGUGAGACUUUUGAUUACAAUUAAUCCACAUAAUCUAUUUUUUUUCAAGUGAAAAUGCCAUCAAUGAGAAGUUGAAAUUCUCCUCCUCCCUUCUGUUCUCCCUAGACAUAUAAUGUAUGGAUGUAGUGGUGGAUCUCUUAGGAAGCUGUUCAUGGAUCAGCUGCAUCAACUGCUACACUAGCUUUUCUUUCCAUAUCCUGCUUGACUUCCAAGACUUUAAAUGGACUGGUUACAUCUCUGUGAUUCAUGGUAGUGUCAGUGCUGGAAAAGCCAAUAAGAAAAAUGAGUUUCACAGCCAUUUGAGCAAACAAGCCCUCCAUCAAAUCAAUUGCAUUUGGUUUGUAAUUUUGGUCAUUUUUACCACGUGUUUUUCAAGCAUUGGCUUGGGGUAUAGUGUCUCUUUAAUAAGAAGAGCAUAAAGUGGAUACCUGUGGAUGAUGUAUUAUAGAUCAUUACUGUAGCAUCUAGUCAUGGAUCACAAUCCUAUUGUGCCAGGUACAAACACAGAAAAGAAAGAUGAUCCCUUCCUCUGAAUGUAAGCACAUGUCUACAAUGCAGCUAAUUAGGAUUUUACCUGAGUUUUAGACCAAACCCCAUGUCCAGCAUCCACACCUAAAAACCUCUGAUGUGAUUAUGGAGAACCCAGGCUGCCUGACCCAGCUGGGGGGGUGGAUUAGAAUGCAGGCUCCACUUUAACUGUUUCCAAAACCGGACUACUUUGACUUGAGAAUUCAGACUAAAUUGCUGCUGAGCUAACAGGUUCUCUACACCCCUACGCAAGAGGGGAGGACAGAUCCUCCUUCCCUGAAGGGGCAUGGCCUCAGAUGGAAGGGCCGGGGCAACUGGCCUCAGCGCAGCCUGGACCCCACACACAUACCCCUAGCACUGUCUGAAGCAUGCCAUGAUCAAACGAUUAAAUCAUUGGCAGUGAUUUAAAGGGCCCAGGCUCCUGUCCACAGCAACAGUAGCCACAAACCUCAGGCCCCUUGGAAUUGUUGGGUCUCAGAGUAGUUGCCCCCUUUGCCUGCCCACCUGUCCUCCCUCACCCAGGUCAAUGGGCCUGGCUGAUAGCCCUCCAAUGCCCUGCUCACAAUUCCCCCCUCAGGACAGAAAGUUCUUCUGCAACUAACACAACUGAUUGGGAAAGACUCUCAGGCUACGUCUACACUGGCGCGUUCUCACGCAAAAACUCUUCCAGAAGAGAGUGUC
Pelodiscus sinensis (Chinese soft-shelled turtle) is the source of this 5031-nucleotide messenger RNA. The record is from RefSeq and is a predicted model, not a curated record. Lineage: Eukaryota; Metazoa; Chordata; Testudines; Trionychidae.